Molecule: messenger RNA, 3885 nt
Organism: Chilo suppressalis (striped riceborer)
Lineage: Eukaryota; Metazoa; Arthropoda; Insecta; Lepidoptera; Crambidae
Source: the annotation of a GenBank genome assembly
UUACAACCUCCGCGGGUUGCGAACCUCUGCGCCCUCACACAUGUGAACUUUUUUAUGUACUGUGGCUUUGGCAUUCGAUUUUUAAAUAAUCGAAUAGACUUUUUUACUUUUUUAGUGAUUUUAAAGAUGGGUCAAGAGGCGUGCAUACGACACGAGUAGGCCAAAGAAGGUCCAACAUACAAACCACAGGAUGUUUUCCUUAUGCCGCCGAUACAAAGAUGAACACGAACAUGGAGGAACACAGAUUAAAGGAGGUUACAUGCUACGGUACAAACGAAAAUAUUUAUGGAACUCGUGGUCGGAAGAAUGGGUGGUUUUGUAUGACGAUUCUACGAUGGCCUGGUUUAAGGACGCAUCGGGCAAAUACAUGGCGACACAGAAGCACCUCGUGAAGGAAAGCCCGGAGAUGCUUGCCAUAGCGAACUGGACAGGGCAAGUGCCGCGCCGGCCACCGCUGCCGCCGGGCGCCCGCCUGUCGCAGCUAAUGGCGCUCGGCUCCCGUCGGGACCCAGGGCACGUGGUCUGGAUGCUGGCCAAGUCGGACACGGAAAUGAAGGAUUGGAUGUCAGCGAUAUCGAAAACACUACCUCCGCCUCCACACAUCGAGCUGGUGAUGUCCAUGCCAUAUCUCCGGACAGCCUUCAAGAAACCAACCGUCAGAGUACGACCUACGUCAUCAGAAAUGUACUCACGGAGCAGUCGCAACGCCGUAGGCGCGCUGGACGGGCGCGGGCUUGUGGCCGUCAUCAAGCGGCAGGUGCCACUGGCGGGACAGCUGGACCACCAGCUUGCCUGGGGCCAAGGGUGGGGCUGGGUGACUUUACCCAACGGCGUCUGGAGCGGACGAUUAACCUGGUCGCAGGAGGGUGAGGACUUCGCCCUGCACGCGAUGCCCAUAAUGCAUCACACCAACGUCUCCCAAGCCUGCUCCAUGCUGGAUGGAGUCACGGCGUACGAAGCCUCAGCAUACGAACAAGCCCUGGCGGAGUACGACGACACAGCUACCACUUCCGACGACUGGGACUUCGGAGUCGACUGCGGAGACUUCAUGAUGUAAAACUGCGAAAACCUAACUCAUACUUGAAUAAGCAACCCCGAUUAUUCUUGCUUGUUUACCUACUUGGCAAUUUCUCUGGAGACAAAGACUCUUUUCCAUACCAUUUUGUCUUUCGUGAAGCGCGAAAAUCAAUCCAACGCAGUAUUUGAGAACAUAUACUCAGGCACCUCGCGCACUAGACGGCCAUGGCCACGACCAGAGGCUGCAAAGAUCAGAUUAACUUAAGUUGGUAUGGUGUCGAGAAACUACUAGGAAAAAGUCGAUAUUGCAAGAAUAAUAACAGUACCGUUAAAAUGAAGAGAAAAGUACAGUCAAAAUGAAAACGCAAUAACUUUUUAUGCGGAUCUUAACGAACUUAUAAUCAAUGAAUUUGUCAUUUUUCAAUACCAUAAUUGUAAAAAUGAAGCAUUGAUUAUGCCUCAAAAAGACACAGAAAAAAUUUAUUCAUGAAUUUCAAGUCAGAACUUUUUAUAAAAACUUCGGUUAUAAAAUUAAUUUGUAUAAGUUUGAUAAUAUUCUUUUAUUCGUAUAACUUUUGCUCAAGACGAUAUUCAAUGUGUAAGUCACAAUAAUUAAGAAAUGUGCCAAAGAAAAGAAAUCAAAACCAAAAUCAUCUUAUGAAUAAUGUAUAAAAAGGACGUUUAUAUCGCGUUCAAAUAUUAUGUGUUACAUAAAAACAUAAAUCGCUCAUAGCUCUCAAAUCAAAAUCAAUUAAUCCAUUAAUCAGCUAUUAUAAAAGUAUAACGACACUCAACUUCAUAUAAUAUUAAAAUUUACUGAAUUACAAAACAAAUACUAGACUUUGACAAUGGUUAACAGCUAUGCACUAAAAUUUUAAACAGCCAAUUUGAAAAAUCUGCAAUCAAUUGUCAAUGAAAAAAUAAAACAAUAUAAAACAAAAGACUCAAUAUCCCUUUAUAGUUGCAUGCUAUAUAUUAUAAUAGGUAGUCGUACGUACUGUGUGUUUGUCAUAGAGAAGAUGUGUGUAGCCAUGAAUUCAUUAGACAAUCAAAUCGUACGAACUUUGGUAAUGUAUCAAUAGUUUAAAAUGGAUAGGAGAUUGCUCGCUGAAUUAAAAGGUUUAUUUUAUUUAAUUCUUUGUUCAAUUAUAAAUAAAUAUACCUUUAUUUUUAUUAUUAAAAACGGGCGAUAGUCUUCCACUUUCUACAUGGGAGAGACCCAAGGGCUCGUGGACAAUUGGCAAUCUUUAGAUACCUUUUAAAGCUAACAAUGACAAUAUGACAUAAUUUAUGUAAUAAAUAUUGUCAAUUUCAACCCUGUUCAUGGAGGUUAGAGAGAAGGAGAACGAUCGCUACGUGCUAAAGCAUUAGCCCGCCUGUCCCUGAAAAUUUGUAGAAUUUAUAGUUCAUUUUUCAGCCACCAGCCGCGCUGCCGUCGCGUAGUAUCUGUGAAGUUAGCUGUUUAUGAGUACAAAUAGAUGAAGUUAGUUGAAUAAUGUACAAAUUUCCUUCACGGCAUUGGUCAUUUCAAAUUAGCGCACAACAGCCCGCUUUUAUUGCGACAACUUAGCGAUCGCAGCGCCUCACUUAUUUUGUCCAUAUUUCUGGGACACUAUUUUCUACAGCCAUCGUUCUCCUUCUCUCUAACCUCCAUGAACCAGUUAAUCAAAUAUUGCCAUUUGUUUUUGGGCCCCGAUGUCGCAUGUCGCAGGGGCAGGCGUCCACAAGCCACGAUGACCGCUUUUUACCAGGUGGGCCGUGUCCUUGUUCGCCAACUUUAUACUGAAUAAUUCUAAUAAUCCUGCGAUAGUUUGACCUCGUUUAUGGGAAAAAAUAUGAUAAUACUUUAGAAUUCUAAAGCAAUAGGUUAUUGCCCAAAAGUUUUAGGCUACCAGCUGCUUCUCAAAACUUCGUUUUGUUGUUUGAGAAGUUCCAUCAUUUUCUUCGUCAACACAAAAGAACGCACAAAAUAAAUACUUCGAAUAACUUUGUUCCAGAACAUUUGUUUUUUUAUUAUGAGAAAGAGUUUAGCGCCAAUUACUAACAAAAAAGAAAUAUUCACGUUAAAUGUCAUAAUUAUUCCUUGUUAUUAUUAUUACAUUUCUUUUUUAAAAAAACAUUUAAAAAUAUAAAAAUGUAUUUUUCAACAUUGCGCAUUUUGAACGACUCAGGGUAAUUAUUUAGAAUUAUAUGUACAUAAUUAUAUUUCACUUGCACAUUUUUUAUAUAUUUUAUAAAAAAAACACGUUUCACGGCAUUUGCCGAAUACAAGUUGUAUGUUUUUUGCAAGUAAUAAAAUAAACGAAACAUUUAGGAUUACAACUUUUUCAAAAUACAAAAAGAAAUAAAUAUUAUGUAUCUUUAUUGUAAUGUAUCUGUUGGCUUACACUAAGGUAAUACUAACAGAUAUGUUAGUUAGAAACAAAUAAAAUGUGAAAUUCCAUUGCGACGCACGAUUUACACGCCGAUCACAGUUGCAUGGGUCCAUUUUUCAAGUGACAUGUUAGCGUAUAUUAGUACGUAUUUACAGAAGCACAUUGCUUCAAAAAAUACACGUAGCCACCGAUACCCAUGCUACGGAGCAAUGAAUAUAAUGAUGCGUUGCUACAUAUUCGUGUCCAGCAUUUGUAGCAUUUAAACUACAUUGGCUACAGAUUCAAGUCAACUACGAGUAUUUUAUGACGUCACUGAAAACUGUUUGCGUCAGUCAGUGAAUGUUAACACCAUACAUUUCAUUCAAUGUCCGUACGCAGCAAUGGAACGAGUCUUUUGUUCAUUGGUAUAAUUUUUAAUAUACUAUUAAUGAAAAUUGUUGUUUGUCUUUACCGUUCAUUUAAAGUUGUUGAUUCAUGACUCGAAAGAUAUUAA